CGCUCUAGUACUCGCGAUGGUUGGCUCCGCCUCUUCUCUCUAAUCUACAGGAUCAUAGACCGGGAGCUGGGGAGGAGGACGCGGUUUCACGCGAGCCUGGGCGGAACUGAGGGGGACGAAGGAGGCGGAAGCGGCGGUCCGUGGGGCGGGGAAGGGGCUGGCCCCGGAAGGAGGAGGAAACCCUGAAAAGAAAACAGCAACAAGCUGAGCGGCUGUGCCAGAGGGAAACAAAAUGGCGGCGCCGAGAGGGAGCCUCUGGGUCAGGGCCCAGCUGGGGCUCCCGCCGCUGCUGCUGCUGACCGUGGCCCUGGCCGGAGGCUCCGGGACCGCUUCGGCCGAGGCGUUCGACUCAGUCUUGGGUGAUACGGCGUCUUGCCACCGGGCCUGUCAGUUAACCUACCCCUUGCACACCUACCCCAAGGAAGAGGAGUUGUACGCAUGUCAGAGAGGUUGCAGGCUAUUUUCAAUUUGUCAGUUUGUGGAUGAUGGAACUGAUUUAAAUCGGACCAAAUUGGAAUGUGAAUCUGCUUGUACAGAAGCAUAUUCCCAAUCUGAUGAGCAAUAUGCUUGCCAUCUUGGUUGCCAGAAUCAGCUGCCAUUUGCUGAACUAAGACAAGAACAACUCAUGUCCCUGAUGCCAAAAAUGCAUCUACUCUUCCCUCUAACUCUGGUAAGGUCAUUCUGGAGUGACAUGAUGGACUCUGCACAGAGCUUCAUAACCUCUUCAUGGACUUUUUAUCUUCAAGCUGAUGAUGGAAAACUAGUUAUAUUCCAGUCUAAGCCAGAAAUCCAGUAUGCACCGCAGUUGGAGCAGGAGCCUACAAAUUUGAAAGAAUCCUCUCUAAGCAAAAUGUCAUAUCUACAACUGAGAGGUUCACAAGCACACAGGAACUAUCUCGAAGAUGGAGAAAGUGAUGGAUUUUUAAGAUGCCUCUCUCUUAACUCUGGGUGGAUUUUAACCACAACUCUUGUCCUCUCGGUGAUGGUAUUGCUCUGGAUUUGUUGUGCAACUGUUGCUACAGCUGUGGAGCAGUAUGUUCCCUCUGAGAAGCUGAGUAUCUAUGGUGACUUGGAGUUUAUGAAUGAACAAAAGCUAAACAGAUACCCAGCUUCUUCUCUUGUGAUUGUCAGAUCUAAAGCUGAAGAUCACGAAGAAGCAGGACCUCUACCUACAAAAGUGAAUCUUGCUCAUUCAGAAAUUUAAGCUUUUUUUUUUUUAAAGAAAAGUGUAAUAGUUAUCUAAAUUUUGAUUUCUCAUAGAGCUUUUAAAAUUGGUUUCAUUGGAUAUAGGGCUUAAAAAUCACUAUAAAAUGAAAAUAAAGUUGCCCAAAUCUGUGAAGACUAUAUUUGCUGUAACUUUCCCUGUGAUUUUUUUUCUAGUAACUUAAGAGAUGGAUAUUUGGGAUUGUAUUUUUAUUUUAAUAUUUGUAGCUACUUUAUUAUUUGCGUUGUUGUUGUUUUUUUUCAGCCACAUUCUAUGAGCUGAUCAUUGUUUUUCUCCCACUUCACCACGAUACUAUCAAUCACUUUAGUUAAUAAGCUGAAUAUUCAGUAGGAUAUGAUGCUUCUGCUCAGAAAUGGCCCACAACCUGUCAUUUGAAAUUUAGCAGGAAAUGCCCUUAUACUACAUUUUCCAGUUGUAUUGAACUAAAAUCAUUAAAAUUUUAUUUGAAUAUUUA
This is a messenger RNA of Molossus molossus (Pallas's mastiff bat), 1679 nucleotides long. RefSeq names its product transmembrane protein 59 (gene TMEM59). Gene Ontology annotation, cellular component: lysosome; late endosome. The record is from RefSeq and is a predicted model, not a curated record. The transcript is spliced from 8 exons. Lineage: Eukaryota; Metazoa; Chordata; Mammalia; Chiroptera; Molossidae. Gene Ontology annotation, biological process: positive regulation of autophagy. Bases 233 to 1204 code for a protein of 323 amino acids.